This is a messenger RNA of Cydia fagiglandana, 1204 nucleotides long. RefSeq lists its product as uncharacterized. Bases 20 to 1204 code for a protein of 394 amino acids. The transcript is spliced from 3 exons. The record is from RefSeq and is a predicted model, not a curated record. NCBI's taxonomy places the organism in Eukaryota, Metazoa, Arthropoda, Insecta, Lepidoptera, Tortricidae.
CGCACGCGUGUCUCGCGACAUGGCGGACGCAGCUCCAGACGCGGCGCCGCCGGCGCUGCGCGCGCUGAUCGACGACGUCGCCCGCGGCCAGGAGUACCACGACCACCGCAUCGCCGUCACCCCGCUGUCCACCGGCGGCGCGAACUACACCUCCGAGCUCUUCCUCAUCACCGUCGCGGCGCCCGGCCGCGACGACCUGCGCCUCUUCGUCAAGGUCGCCAACAUCAACGGAAAAAUGCGCGACGCCGCGCCCAUCACCAAGUUCUACGAGACCGAGAGAUUCGUCUACGGGACGCUGGUGGACAUCUACCGCAAACUGGAGGAGCGGAACUCGGUGCCGGCCGAGCACCGGCUGUACUUCCCGAAAUACUACGGCUGCAAUCCGAAAGUGUUCGAGGAGACGAUCGUGCUGGAGGACCUGGGCGCGCGCGGGUUCGGCACGCACGACCGGCUCGAGUCGAUCGACUGGCCGUACGCGGCCGCCGCCGUGGCCGAGCUGGCCAAGUUCCACGCGCUGUCCUUCGCGUACGAGCGCGACCACCCGGAGGAGUUCGCGCGCGUGCUGCAGGAGCGGAGGUUCGAGUUCGGGUCGGACGAGGAGAAGAGGAAGGGCGUGUGGGAGGGCAUGGUGCGCGGCGCGGUGGGCGCGUGCGGCGAGCGGCACCGCGCGCGGCUGGCGCGCUACCUGGCCGAGCACGCGCCCCGCGUGCUCGACUACUACGAGCCGCUGCGGCGGCCCGUGCUAGUGCACGGCGACUACCGCCCCAGCAACCUCAUGCACAGACUCAAACCAGAGGGCGCGGUGGAGGUGGUGCCGGUGGACUGGCAGACGGUGCGCGCGGGCCGCGCCGCCACCGACCUGCUGUACCUGGUGUUCGCCGGCUCGGACGCGGCCUUCCGCGCGCAGCACUACACGCGGCUGGUGGACGAGUACUACGCGCAGCUGCAGGCGGCGCUGCGCCGGCUGCGGCUCGACCCCGACCUCCUCUACCCGAGGGCCGACUUUGACUAUGAACUUCAACAGAGCCUGCCGUACGGGCUGCUGAUCUGUGUGUUCGUGCUGCCGCUGGUGACGGUGGAGGCGGCCGACGCGCCGCGCAUGGACGAGAUGGGCCUCGACGCGUGGCAGGUCAAGACCAGCGCGCUCUUCAGCGACCGGCUCAACGGCGUCGUCGACGACUACGUGGCCUGGGGCGUGCUCUAG